Messenger RNA from Bradysia coprophila, 3276 nucleotides. RefSeq lists its product as uncharacterized. NCBI's taxonomy places the organism in Eukaryota, Metazoa, Arthropoda, Insecta, Diptera, Sciaridae. The record is from RefSeq and is a predicted model, not a curated record.
ACAACACUGUUCGGUAACGCAUUGUUAACUUUAAGCUCAGUAAUAAAUUGUUGAUCAAACGAAACACACGUCUCAUAUAUUACAGUGGCGACGAGGACACAAAAGAGCUUAACGCUGAUUUCGAUUUGAAAUAGUUUCCGAAAAAGUAUCCGCGGGAUAAAAAGACAUUUUAGUCUAAGGCAGACUAGUUGACUUAAUAAUACGGUCAGUGCGCGUUCGGUUGUACACGGAGUAUAGAAAGCGAACUGGUAGAGCGAAGUCGUUGUUCGGAAAGAAAGUGAUCAAUGUAAAAAUUGAUUUGAGCGAACAGUCUAACGUUUAUAGUGUCCGUGAAAAACUGCAUUGUGUGCAAGAAGUAGUGUACUUCAAGUAAAAAAAAAAGGAAAAAGUAGUUUUUUUCAGUCAACUAGGACGAGUUAGUCAUCACCUUGAGUAAGGUCAAAAAAAGCUUCCGCAAAAGAGUAGAUACCAGCAAUUAUGCCAGGUGGCAGCACAGGUGGUACAAGCGGUACUGGUACGGGUCAAGCCGACACAGCGGUACCAUUGCCGGCGACGUUUGAUGAGAGUGACAAUUGGCUUGUUUACAAUGACAAAUUGGACCAAUUUUUCAUUGCGUAUGGCAUCACAGAUGAUAGUCGCAAACGAGCAAUUUUGCUGACGUCUUUAAGUGAAGACGUUUAUAGUACGCUCAGCGAUUUAUGUUUUCCAGAAUUGCCAGGAUCAAAGACUUACAAAGACAUCGCGGGACUUAUGAAAAAACGUUUUUCGCCGAUUGUGUCAAUUUACCGAGAACGGUUACGAUUCUACGAAGCCAAACAGAAGCCAAAUGAAAAAAUUGUGGAGUUUUGCAGCAGACUGAAGAAGCUAACGAAGUAUUGCAGUUUUGGAGAUUAUUUAACGCAAGUUCUACGGGAUAAGUUCGUGUGUGGACUUUCCAAGGGACCAGUUUUUGACAAAGUGUGUGAACAGAACGCUACGGAGUCGUUUGAGACGCUAGUCGAAGUCGCUUUGAAGAAAGAAUUGGCAGACAAGGAGCGCACAACGGACGAUUCGUUGGAGGUUUGUAAGGUUGAACAACAUCGAAAUGGAGCGAAGCCAAAUGCUUCAAAAGUUUUCAACAACAACACAUCGAAUCAAAGCACUAAAAGAAGCUGUUAUGCUUGUGGUGGAUCUAAUCACUUGUUCAAUGCUUGCAAGUUCAAAUCUUAUAAAUGCAAAAAUUGUAAGGUGACGGGACAUUUGGCCAAAGUGUGCAAGCAAAAGAGCGACGGUCAGAAAAGUUCAAAGCCACAACAACCGAAACCGUCGAACAAUUACAUCAAUUUGGACGACGAUUCGGAUUUUGAGAGAUUGACAAUCAAGCAAAUGAAUUUGAAGGUACACAAUGUGAGCUGUGAAUCCGAGGAGGAAGCCGACGAAAAGUUUUACACGCAGUUGUCGAUUCGUAAGAAGUUGCAUCAAUUUGAAGUCGACACAGGUUCACCAAUAUCGGCGUGUUCUGUUACGUUUUACAAGCAAAAUUUCAGUGACAUCCCACUGCAGCAAUUCAAGAAGAGUUUGGAAUCGUACAACAAAUCACCGUUGAAAAACCUUGGAUACUUCGAAGUCGACGUAGUGUUCAAGUCAACAGUUCAUAAGUUACGAUUGAUUGUCAUAGUAAAUGGAGGAGAGCCGUUGAUCGGUCGAGAUUUUCUGAGAAAAAUCAAGAAGCACAAGGGCGUGUCGUUAAACAAUUUGGAGUGCAGCGACCCAGUUAUCAAGCGAUUAAUUGACGAGAACAAAGAAUUGUUUCGUGACGAACUGGGCGUGUACAAACAUGGCAAAGUACGAUUGGAGCUGGAGGCCAACACCGUACCGAUUUUUCGCAAGGCGCGACCGGUACCUAUUGCUUUUCAAGACGAGUACAAAAGGCAAAUUUCAGACAAAAUCGAGCGAGGAAUUUUGAAGCGAGUUGAUUAUUCCGACUGGGGAACACCGUUAGUGUCAGCACCGAAGCCAAAUGGUGGUCUUCGAAUAUGUGGCGACUACAGCAUUACCGUAAAUCCACACAUCAAACCAGUGGUGUAUUCAUUGCCGCUGAUCGACGAUUUAUUUGCAUCAUUGAAUGGUGGACAGACAUUUUCAAAAAUUGAUUUGACGGACGCAUACUACCAAUUGGAACUGGAUGAAGAUAGCCAGAAAAUGUUGGCAUGGAGCACUCAAGAAGGAAUUUUUGUUCCAACACGAAUGCCGUUUGGUAUCAGCCCAGCAAGCUCGAUUUUCCAUUCGAUUAUUUCGAAAACUUUACAAGGAUGUAAAGGAGCAAUCAAUUUGAUAGACGAUAUUUUGGUCACAGGACGAAACAAGCAGGAACAUUUGGAUAAUUUAAGUGAAGUGUUCAAACGAUUAAAGGAGGCUGGAUUCACAUUACGACCGAACAAGUGUGAAUUUUUCAAAGAGCAAGUUAAGUACCUGGGAUACAUCAUCGACAAGAACGGUCUUCACAAAGAUCUGCAGAAGAUCGAGGCAAUUUUCAAAGCACCAAGGCCACGAGACAUUACGGCAAUCAAAUCGUUUGUUGGUUUGGUGGGAUUCUACUCGAGAUUUUUCCCGAACAUGGCGCAAGUGUUGGGACCGAUUUACAAUUUGCUGAAAAAAGAGAACAAAUUCGAGUGGACGAGGGAGUGUGACGAAUCUUUCGAGUUGGUCAAGACGGUAAUUGCAUCAGAUAAAAUUUUAAUCCAUUACGAUCCUAAGUUACCAGUUAGAUUGCAAUGCGACGCUUCAGUCUAUGGCAUCGGGGCAGCGAUUUUUCAUGUUUUGGAGGACGGUCCUGAACGUCCAAUUGCUUUUGCUUCGCGAACGUUAAGAAAGGCGGAGAAAAAUUAUUCGACUCCGGACCGUGAAGCCUUGGCAAUCUAUUUUGGAGUAAAAAGAUUCGCACAUUACCUGAUAGGAAGAAGAUUUUCGUUGAAGACGGAUCAUAAGCCUUUGCUAUCAAUUUUUGGAGCGAAAAAGGGCAUUUCACCGUUAGCAGCUGGACGUUUACAAAGAUGGGCGUUGUAUUUGGCAAACUUCACGUUCGACAUCGAGCACAUCAAAGGGAAAGACAACGCAAUUGCUGAUUUCCUGUCACGAUUUCCAAUCGACGAUCCAGACGAGGAAGACGAUCCAGACGUUUGUUUCGUAAAUUUUCUAACACGAACGGGAGAAAAGUUAAUCGACAGCAAUGUGGUGAAAGCAGAGGCGGCUAAAGAUGCUGUCAUGAUCAAGGUCAAAGAAUUUCUUCAGAAAUGA